AUGAUAAGGUAUGUGCUCUACCAGCCAAGAGAAGAUGAUUUACGCUGCUUAACUCUGUUUGGUCAUUUUGGUUUUGAAUGUUUGCCUCACCAGCUGGUGAACAGGUCCAUUCAACAAGGAUUCUCUUUUAAUAUUCUCUGUGUGGGAGAAACUGGAAUUGGGAAGUCAACACUGAUUGACACAUUAUUUAAUACUAAUUUGAAAGACAAAAAAUCAUCACAUUUCUACUCAAAUGUUGGACUUAAAAUCCAAACCUAUGAACUCCAGGAAAGCAACGUUCAACUGAAAUUGACUGUGGUGAAAACAGUGGGAUAUGGUGAUCAAAUAAACAAAGAAGCCAGCUACCAACCAAUAGUGGACUACAUAGAUGCUCAGUUUGAGGCCUAUCUUCAAGAAGAACUGAAAAUCAGACGUUCGUUCCUGGAGUACCACGAUUCUCGAAUCCAUGUGUGUCUUUACUUCAUUUCCCCAACAGGACAUUCUCUGAAGUCCCUUGAUCUGCUAACUAUGAAGACCAUUGACAGUAAGGUGAAUAUCAUACCACUGAUUGCCAAAGCAGACACGAUUUCUAAGAGUGACCUGCAGAUUUUUAAGUGUAAGAUCAUGAGUGAAUUGGCUCAUAAUGGUAUCCAGAUCUACCAGUUCCCGGCAGAUGAUGAAACUACUGCUCAUGUGAACUCCUCAAUGAAUGAACACUUACCUUUUGCUGUAGUGGGAAGCAUGGAGGAGGUGAAAGUUGGGAAGAGGAUGGUCAGAGGCCGUCAGUACCCCUGGGGAGUUUUACAAGUGGAAAAUGAGAAUCACUGCGACUUUGUCAAGCUCCGGGAUAUGCUUCUCUGUACCAACAUGGAGGACCUGAAGGAACAGACUCACCGGCAGCACUAUGAGCGCUACAGAUGCUACAAGCUGCUGAAAAUGGGCUUUACCGACGUGGGUCCCGACAACCAGCCAAUCAGUUUUCAAGAGACAUAUGAAGCCAAAAAGCAGGAGUUCUAUGAUCGAUGUCUGAGAGAAGAAGAAGAGUUAAAACACAGGUUUAUGCAGCGAGUAAAUGAGAAAGAAGCAGCAUUCAAAGAAGCUGAAAAAGAGCUCCAGGACAAGUUUGAGCAUCUAAAAAGAGUCCAGCAAGAGAAGAUCAUGAAACUUGAGGAAGAACGAAGACAACUGGAAGAAGAAAUAAUAGAGUUUUAUAAAAUGAAGGCUUCCUCAGAAACACUGCAGCCUCCAGUGUGCACUAACCUAAGAAAGGACAAGGAUCGCAGAAAGUAGCCCUCACCGUCCUCUGGACAGUAGAGCCCAAACAUUCGAGACACUAUGCUCCUGUGAGAUUGUCUUCACAGCGAUUCACUGGUUGAACUUUAGGCAAAUUAAAUUGUGUGUGUGUGUGUGUGUGUGCUCUUUGUCUGUCUUCCCCAGGGAGAAUGUAACUAACUCCUUGGCAGUAGGUAAUCUUAUGAGAUGCUGCAAUCCCAGCCGCUGGAAUAAAGACUGUCACUCAAUAAAUAUUUGCCAGAAUGAAGAAAAAAAAAAAUCAGAAUAUGCAACAAUGUGUAAAAUGUUUUCAU
This is a messenger RNA of Erinaceus europaeus (western European hedgehog), 1565 nucleotides long. RefSeq names its product septin 14 (gene SEPTIN14). Gene Ontology annotation, cellular component: septin complex; microtubule cytoskeleton; septin ring. The record is from RefSeq and is a predicted model, not a curated record. The transcript has 9 exons. Gene Ontology annotation, biological process: cytoskeleton-dependent cytokinesis. NCBI's taxonomy places the organism in Eukaryota, Metazoa, Chordata, Mammalia, Eulipotyphla, Erinaceidae. Gene Ontology annotation, molecular function: molecular adaptor activity; GTP binding; GTPase activity. The coding region runs from base 1 to 1269 and encodes 422 amino acids.